This is a messenger RNA of Blastomyces gilchristii SLH14081, 270 nucleotides long. RefSeq lists its product as uncharacterized. Bases 1 to 270 code for a protein of 89 amino acids. The transcript has a single exon. NCBI's taxonomy places the organism in Eukaryota, Fungi, Ascomycota, Eurotiomycetes, Onygenales, Ajellomycetaceae. The record is from RefSeq and is a predicted model, not a curated record.
AUGCUUGAGGGACUCGCACAGAGUGAUGACGAUGACAUUGAACCAGCAAUCUAUUACGAAGCAGGACCCUUCGUUCACCCACGAGAUUUCUACCUUCUCUCAUUCAACAGGGCAAAGCAACCAACUCAUGAGAUCGAGGUGGGGAUGCUGAAACCUCUUUUUGCACUGGGCGCGGGCACCGCAAGACCCAAAGUUCGUGCUUACACGUCCGGACUUGAAAAGCUAUACAGAAUAUCCUUGUAUCCGAAGAUGGGAGUAUGCGGGGCUUAA